This is a messenger RNA of Durio zibethinus, 898 nucleotides long. It is a transcript of the gene GRX4, whose product is annotated as glutaredoxin 4. Lineage: Eukaryota; Viridiplantae; Streptophyta; Magnoliopsida; Malvales; Malvaceae. The record is from RefSeq and is a predicted model, not a curated record. Gene Ontology annotation, cellular component: mitochondrial matrix.
AACUUCAGGUACUUGGGUGAAAUUCCCUCUUUUUCUUCGGACGACGCUGUAAUAAACACCUCAUCGCCCCAUUGCCCCAUCAUUUCUCUCUCAUCGUUUCUCUUUCUAAAGCCCUAAGCUUUUCCCGCUUAAGCUCUUUCUGUCCGGUAAUUUGAAUAAUCAGAAGUUGGAAGGUAAUGGCUAGAUUAUUAUCAAACGCUGUGUUCAAGGGCAUCGCCACUCUUCCAUCUGUUCGCUCUAGUAGAAACGCACUUGGAUCUUUCUAUGGGAAUAGGUUGAAAUACUCCGCAAAUGGCCCCAGUGACCCUGAUACACAUGAAGAUUUUAGACCCACUAAUAAGGUUCAGGGUUCUGCUGUUUCAUUGGAGGAUGUUGUUGAACAGGAUGUCAAGGAAAACCCUGUGAUGAUUUACAUGAAAGGGGUACCUGAUUUUCCUCAAUGUGGAUUCAGUUCACUGGCAGUAAGAGUUUUGAAACAAUAUGGUAUUCCUUUAAGUGCAAGAAAUAUUCUGGAAGAUCCUGAGCUGAAAAUUGCUGUUAAAGCUUUCAGCCACUGGCCCACAUUUCCACAGAUAUUUAUUAAUGGGGAGUUCAUUGGGGGUUCAGAUAUAAUUCUUAAUAUGCACCAGACGGGAGAACUGAAAGAAAAGCUCAAGGAUAUUGCAGCCAGCCCCAAGUCCGAAUAAAUCAUUGUUGAAUGGCAAAAACCUUUUUGUUUGCUCCUCUUCUUGAGAUGAUAAAAUGGGAGGUUUAUGUACUUGUGACCUUGCUUUGUUAAAUAAUUUUCAAUAGUAAGCUUAUUGUUUACCUAUUCUUUUUCCGGUGCCACAUUUAAACUUUUGCUUCUUGAAAAUAAAUUGUUUCCGACUUCACUCCGGUCCGUUAGCAUCAUUCUUGU